AUGAGUUCGUUAGAGGUAAAAACGUUUAAAUUUGUAUUUUGGGCUUUCAAGCUAUGCAUUGAUGGGUUCCGAACUUGUCGUCCAGUUAUUUCAGUAGAUGGAACCCAUUUGUAUAGUAAAUAUGAGAUAAAAUUAUUAAUUGCUAUUGGAAUUGAUGGAAAUAAUAACAUUCUUCCUCUAGCAUUUGCUAUUGUUGACAGGGAAUCGAAAGAGGCAUGGAAAUAUUUUUUUAGAAAACUAAGCGCACAUGUAAUAAAGGAUAGAGAAGAUGUAUGUCUUAUAUUUGACAGGACAAAAGGAAUCUUAGCUAGUUUAUCGGAGUUGAAUCUUAGUGAUCUGAUGUGGAAUGCUACAUCGGCUCAUCAAGUAAGGAAGUUCGAAGCUUUGAUGUGGGAAAUUGGGGAAGAAAAUGAAGAAGCAUACGAAUAUCUCAUGCAAUUUCCAUUGGACAAAUGGAUGAUUAGCCAUGAUAAUGAAAAAAGAUGGGGAGUGUUGACAACAAAUCUUUUAGAGUCUUUCAACGGUCUUCUAAAAAGAGCUCAAGGAUUACCUGUCACUGCCAUGGUGAGACUUUCAUUGGAGCAAACAGUUGAAUGGUAUACCCGUAGAUCUCAAACAACGCACCAACUUGUAGAGAAAAAGGAAUUAUGGACAAGCAGGUUCAAAGUAAAGUGGGAGAAGAACUAUGAAAGUUCAAAAAGACACUUUAUUUUUGACUGGAAUAUAUCCACUGGGGUAUAUGAGGUUAGAUCUAUUCAAGUUGAUGGUACUGGUGGUAAUCCUCAUCGUGUUUCACUAAAUGAUAAAAAUGUGAUUGUGGAAAAUGGGAUAAUUUGCACUUUUCGUGUUCACAUGUCAUGA
This is a messenger RNA of Capsicum annuum, 861 nucleotides long. RefSeq lists its product as uncharacterized. The transcript has 2 exons. The coding region runs from base 1 to 861 and encodes 286 amino acids. The record is from RefSeq and is a predicted model, not a curated record. NCBI's taxonomy places the organism in Eukaryota, Viridiplantae, Streptophyta, Magnoliopsida, Solanales, Solanaceae.